GGCUAUCCUAGGACAUAGCAGUAGCAGGAAGGCAGCUCAUCGUAAUACAUAAAGAUGGAUAUAACUGCAGGCUAUCAGAAGACAGACUUCCAGUCAUAGAUCUGCAGUGGUGCCCCAGUGUAGCUGUGCUGCUCUGCAUCAGCUGGAGCAGUUAUCACCGGUCAGAUGCCUCCCCAGCUGAUUGCCCUGAACUCUUGCCCCUGAGGACGGCAUUUCUAGUUUAGCAGAUAACUGCGCAAAGUUUGUGACUAAAGAUGGGGUCACCGGUGUGAAGAGCCUCCGGCGGCCUCUGCCUCCUCAUACCCUCUGGGACGUGCUCCCCACCGUCUGGAACCGCGGUCCACAGCAUGGCUCUCCCAUGGCGGCCCUUCUCUCUCAGUGCGUACCAUGUCUCCGAGGAGUGUGGGUUCAUCCUACCUGCCCCGCAGACAGAGCUACCGACUUACUACAGACCCUGGAUGGACAUUGCCCAGAGUGUCCCCCAGCUCGUUCAGUCCCACACGCUGCGAUCCCGUGUCCAUCAGAUGCCCCUGCUGGAAUCACACUUCCUUGAGAGUCACAGAGCGCUGAGACUGGCUCAUCUGGCCCUUAGCACGAUAACCAUGGGCUACGUGUGGCAGGAGGGCGAGCACGGCACAGUGAAGGUGCUGCCCCAGAAUGUGGCCGUGCCGUUGUGGGACGUGUCCCAGCGCCUGGGGUUGCCCCCUAUCCUAACCCAUGCCGACGGAGUGCUGGCCAACUGGAGGAAAAAAAACCCAGAAGGACCCUUCGACAUGGAGAACCUAGAACUGAUUAUCACCAUCCCAGGAGGAGAGAGCGCACGUGGCUUCUUCAUGGUGACCCUCCUGGUGGAAGUGGCAGCCAUACCCGGCCUGAAGGCCAUCCCGAAGGUCAUAGAUGGAGUGUGGGCCGGGGACUCGGUGGGGGUGUCGCAGGCACUGGAGGAAAUAGCAGAGGCGCUGCACAGCAUGACGGAGGCACUCAAACUGAUGCACGAGUAUGUCAACCCGGAUAUCUUCUAUGGCAUCAUGCGGAUCUACCUCUCCGGGUGGAAGGACAACCCCUCCAUGAGGGAGGGGCUGGUGUACGAGGGGGUGCGGAAGGAGCCCAUGAAGUUCUCUGGGGGGAGUGCAGCGCAGAGCAGCCUGCUGCACUGUUUCGACGAGCUACUGGGGGUCCAGCAUGAGGAGCAAAGCGGUGCUUUUCUGUCCCGGAUGAGAGAGUACAUGCCCCCCGCCCACAAGCAGCUCAUCCGCGACAUCUCAGCGAGCCCCUCCCUGCGCCACUUUGUCCAGGACCGGGCCAGCGGCCCCCUGCUGGACUCUUACCAUCGCUGUGUGUCCCGGCUGCUGGCCCUACGUAACUACCACAUCAACAUAGUGGGACGCUUCAUCACCGUGCCGGCGGCCCGGGCACGCCAGCUCCGCUCCCAAGGAACCCCGGAUGAGGUGGAGGCUCUGGGCAAGGCCCCCACCUCCCUGGAAGAGAGGGGGACUGGUGGAUCGGGCAUCAUGAGCUUCCUGAAAACAGUUCGGAACCGGACCCAGGAGACGUGCCUGACAUGGCCAGCACCCUUCCAGCAGGACUGACGGCGUGGCGUCUCCACUGCUAAUGUCCAGCAGACAUUAAGCGUUUGGUAUAAAAACUCAUCCAAUAAAAAUUAGAUUACUUCGAAACCAAA
Messenger RNA from Brienomyrus brachyistius, 1681 nucleotides. RefSeq names its product indoleamine 2,3-dioxygenase 1 (gene ido1). Gene Ontology annotation, biological process: 'de novo' NAD+ biosynthetic process from L-tryptophan. Gene Ontology annotation, cellular component: cytoplasm. The transcript is spliced from 12 exons. Gene Ontology annotation, molecular function: heme binding; metal ion binding; indoleamine 2,3-dioxygenase activity. Bases 348 to 1589 code for a protein of 413 amino acids. Lineage: Eukaryota; Metazoa; Chordata; Actinopteri; Osteoglossiformes; Mormyridae. The record is from RefSeq and is a predicted model, not a curated record.